Messenger RNA from Ornithodoros turicata, 9069 nucleotides. RefSeq lists its product as uncharacterized. The transcript has 3 exons. The record is from RefSeq and is a predicted model, not a curated record. Gene Ontology annotation, molecular function: nucleotide binding; DNA binding; DNA-directed DNA polymerase activity. The coding region runs from base 4089 to 7571 and encodes 1160 amino acids. NCBI's taxonomy places the organism in Eukaryota, Metazoa, Arthropoda, Arachnida, Ixodida, Argasidae. Gene Ontology annotation, biological process: DNA replication.
GGCACCAGCCCCCAUAUCGUAAGCCAGCCUCCAGCAAGUCCCUCGCACGCGCAACACGCGCUUCUUAUUAUAAUUAGGUUGCAUGCCUACUGUAGAUUAGAAGGAACUACAUAAAAAGCACAGUUGCAAGAUCGUAUUUUAAUUAUGACUGAACUACCCCCCAGUCCCACUACAGCAGCACCCCAUCAUCUCACGAAGGUUGAACCAGCCCACGAAGCUGUCGUUAUACUUCUUAAUAAGUUUACCUCCACCCUCUCGCAGAUUUUAAACCUGACCAGUUGUGGCUGACCACGUGGGGGCACCAACCCCUUUGCUUGCCUGUAGGAUGCACUCACUGAAUGUCAUCUUAAUUGUGUAGUUCCAUCAGAAUGAUAUACCUCUUGUUUUAAACAAACUACGUUAACAAUGAAUAAUUAGCUUAGUUAUGAAAUCAGAAAUGUGCCAUAACCGUUCAUCCAUCUAAGGAUCUUAGUAAAAUGAAAUAAUAAUAAGAUUACGAACAUUAAUUCUUUAUGGAUAGUUGCACAAUUCUUACUCGAUCCUGCAAAAGCGUAUACGAAGAGGGGAGUCAAGUCCUGUAGGUCCCAUAAACAAAUACAGAGGAAGCGUGGACCUCCACGCGAAAGCUUGUACAAAUUAAACUUAAACAAAAAUCUUCAGUGUCGGCUUCUGUAUUUUGUUUAUUGGAUCCCUGCAAGGAUAAAACGAUAGCUCGAUUCGUACAUGGCACAACAUUGUUCAAAUAUUUUUUUUCUUAUUACGUUUUAAAGUCGACAAGUAGGACACCUCGCUAUCGUCUACCUAAUGGAAAUGGUUGAUGAGCCAAUCGACUCCUUCCGAAGUGCGAGGAGACAGUAUAUACUUAAACUUCAGAGCGCUAAGAGCGUAACCGGAAAUAAAAAAAAAAGCCUACAGCUCUGACCUUCGACAACCGAUCGAAAAAAGAAAAAUGCACCGGCCCCCCCCCCGCCACAACAUCGUUGCGAAUUGCAAGGAUAUGGCAUAGCUAGUAUUGAGAAGUGAUUAUGGACAGGGUGCUAAGGGCGUGUAACCGACAAAAGGCUUACCGCUUCGAAAUUCGACAUCCGACGCAUCAUGGGGGAACAUCAUGAUAUUCAUUGUAGAGAUUUCAUUAAACAUGCUUGGACUUGCAGUCGACCAGGCUACCUCUCCCCAUUAAUCCGUUUUUGUGUACGACACGGAUUAACUCUCGAGAAAUGAUAAGAUCACUUUUCCGUAUUCCAUUAAGAUGUUGUUGUGUUAGCGACGCUUUGCAUAUUAGACGACGGGAUGGCUGAAGGUCACGCUGUUUCCACUCAGACUGUGAUAUCUCUUCUGCUGAUUUGCAUGAGUACACGAGCAAGUCGAAUAAACGCUCGAAGAUACACGAUGUUAUUGCAAUAGCAAGCAUUUGCAUAUAAGACAACUCGUUGGAUAAAGGUCGUACCUUUUUACUCUAGCCGGUGUCGCCUUUGCAACUCGAAAACAGGAAAAAUAAUUACUAUGCGAUACAUGUUGCGCCGCAGGAAAAAGAAGAAGAAAAAAAGACGCAGUAUACUAAUGACAGCCACCUCCAUGCUGACUGCUUUGACUUCUGAACAGAGCGAGCCAGCCCGGGUAAAGCCGUAAUUACCUCUCAAGGAUAAACGAUAAUAUCACUUUCCUCAUCACGUCUUUGGGGCGAGACGGUCGACGCUGCACUCUCAUAGGCAAACGAAGCGACUUCUAUAUAAGACGGUUCGUCCGCAACGCUUUCCGGACUGAGCUGGAAUGUCAAGUGAAUGCCACUUGAUUGUUUUCAGGUGGAUUCACUUGACAUUCCAGCUCAGGUUUUUCCGUGCGGGUGUUUGACUGGAAAAGCAGACUAAGAACACUUCACCUGCACGUCAAUGGCAAACAGGUCAGAAAGAAAGGAAUGUGUCUACCUUCAUUUGUGAGAUGUAGCUAGUCUUCACCCAACUCCUACGUGCAUUGGGGGAAAGCCUACUUUAGGAAAUGUUCAGUCUUGUUACUGCAUGUUUCUUUGCAUUUAAACUUAGCGAAACGGUGUUUUUUUUUAUCGUUUGAUUUUGCUUUGACAUAAAACAUAUUUUCCAGUUCAUCUUCCUUCUUUUGCUGUAACUACUCCGAAGAGGUUGAAGGGAAGAGUUUGACAUCUUCCUUGACAACAAGGCAAAAAUGUGUGCUAUACAAUGGAGAAGAGGUGGAAAACUUUUUUUUUCAAGUUAAUCCACUCGGGAUUCCAGAUGAAGAUUUUUUUUCUCCGUGAGAGUGUUUGACUGGAAAGACAGACUGUGGUAAGUACAUGGAUUUGCCCUCCUCUUUUGCAAUACAUAUACUAUAUAUAAUGCUUUUCUAUGAACAUGCAAGUCAUUUAUGGAAAUGCAAAUAUGAGGAACGACAAGGUUUCAUGCCUCUCGCUUUCAGUGGCGACAUGCAGGUCUUUGUGAUUUAAGGAAUGCUUUCCUAGCCCAUCACAGGAAGUGAAAACGUUUGCAAACAGUUACAUUUUUUUUUUAUUUAGAUACAAGGACAGUGAGAUCACAGCCCUUUUAGAUAGUGAGAUUCCAUAGCCAGAGUGAUGUCGACCAAUUGUUCUGCCAAGAGAGUAAAUGUUGCCUGGGCAGCGGCGAAGUUUUAACUCACGUUCUAAGCACAAACAGCAUACAUCUGAGCAUUCGUUAUCGUAAUAGGUCCUUGUAAGAUUGGCUGUCUCUAAGCAUUUUUGCAGCUGGCGUGUUUCGUUUCGUGUUAGGGUAACACCAGAACGCUUCGGUUUACCGUUUUCACUCCAAAUGCGUACCACAAGCAAGUCAGAAGGGCACGAAUGUACAUAAACAUAUUUUUCCAGUUCAGCUUCUUUGCUGCAAUUGCCCUGAUGAAGCUGAAGGGAAGAGGAUGGAAGCUUCGUUAGCUCGAUGAUCACCACAACAAGCAAAAACGUGUGCCACACAACGGAGAAGAGAACACACAAACAUCUAUCCAUGUCUGUUCACUCACAAUGAAAUGAGAGGGCUUAGUACAAAUGUACAUUUUUAUUUCCCUGAUACAUGAGCGGUGAUUUUUUUUUUAUGCUCCAUUGUGCACCAGUCGAUGUUUGAAGAGGUCAAGUGUUAGCUUGCUGAUGUAGCCUGUUAAGUAGUGCCAACCUUCAGACUCGGCUUGUUCCAUGAAACAUAGACUCUCGGCAGCAAGAUGCAUAGCGUCAACCUCGUCAGCAUAUGUCAAAAUUUCGUCCACGUGACGUGACCAUUCAGCAAGUAAGGCAAAAGGUGAUUCCGAGGCAAACGUACAGGCGGUGUGAACUCUGGCAUACAUUGUUUUUGCAGUUUUCCAAGUAACCCUGUCAGGAGGUUGAUCUGGCAGCGCUUGAAACAACACCAUAUCCGUCACAAUUUUAAAAGCUUCCACGAGCGAAGUUUUGCCUACUUGUGUUAACCCACAUUCCAAUAUCUCUUUGUAGGAGACGUGUUUGAGACGACACACAGGCUGCAUCCGAAAUUCGUGUGUGUAACCUCUUCUCCAUCUGCCACACACAUCUCUACCUAGCACAGGCUGCUCUUCAUCUGCGUCUGAUGAUGACAACCAUGCGCCAUCAAGCCGAGGAUCAACCUCAGGCCAUGUUGUGUCAUCGGCGGCUGACUUGUCUUGACUGGUCAUUACAAACCAAGUUCAUUCUAUACAGCAAGAGGAGAAAGCAAAUUGUCAUCAUAACAGCGAAGCCUCCAUAACACAAGUAAGCUAUGUCAUCCGUCAUGGAAAAGUUGGAUAAACUGAAAAAAUGUGGUGACGGUGAAAUUCAGAAAAUGAGCAACAUACCCAAAAACGAAAAGUUCGAAGUGCUGGACAUUCAGAAAAUUGACACUAUGUAUGGCGAGGCCGUAUACGUGGAGCUCCGCAUGGAAAACGACAAGCCAGUGAAAGUGUAUCUACCUGGACGCUUCAAAAAAUUGUCGGAGGAAGAGCUAGAGGAAAUGCGACUGCUUCCAAAUCUCAAAAUGGAGAAGAAAGAACGGUUUACCAAAGAUGGUAAAAAAGUCAUUUCGCCAGAUAUUAUCUUCACCAAUUCGAAGAGAAAGUGAUGAGAUAUGGUGACGUGUCACUUAUGCUCCCAGCACGAACGGCAGUAUUAUGCAACAGCAUUAGGUCUUCAGAUUCACUUGGCAAAUGUUCACAAUCUUCAAGCCCCCUGCAUUCCUUUUUGUGAGACUUUGUGCACACUGCGAAACUAUACUAAUCGGUUCGAGCUACAUUUACACGACAGGGACGUUAGCGGACAUGAUGUUACAACCUUUUUUCACGAGUACAGACAGUACAUUGCUGAUGUCUUACGACACUUUGGUUUCCCACUGCGCUAUUUUGUAUUGCUUAAAGUGGAACUUGGUCGUCACACGCCAGACGAUGAGUUACAGCUCGAAAUUAGUUUCGUGCCUUCCAAAGUAGUGACAGUAUGGUCAGAGGCAGAUGUAGAACCUUCUAUCACUCAAGUGACUGCUGAAAUAGCACAAAAUUUGGAAAACCUCGAAGUAGAAGGUUCAGGUUUUUUUCUCUUUCGCAUUCAUGCCUGUAUCAUGAACAUUGGACGUUUGAUGCCUCAACUGAUUGGAUGUGCCCAGUUUGAGUUACCGCAAGAAUUGAAGCAUAAGUUUCGUUCUCUGUUGUGUGUGGACUUUGGUUUGCAUGAAGAUGAGCAGAACAUGUGUUUUGCCUUCUCUGUAAUAGCUGCACUGCAUCCUGCUACUGGUUAUCGCAGGCGUAGGGCAUCUUCGUACAGACCAUAUAUUUCUGAGUAUGUUUUUCCGAAAACAUUCCCGGUAGCUUUCCCAAAAGAGGUUGAAGCAUUCGAAAAAAAUAAUGGUAUCAGUAUCAAUGUGUACGCCUACGAAAGGGAAGACAAAUCUCUGUACCCCAUCAAGGUUGUCGAUGACGAGCGUGAGAAACAUGUGGAUCUGUUGCUAAUCGACUCUCAUUUUCUGCUUAUCACAAAUUUUAAUGGAUUAUUUCAACCUAGCGGACGGUUUCAUUGCAAGAGGUGUAUGAUGGGCUUCUCAUCAGACAGAAUCCUCAGUGAUCAUUUAAAGAUGUGUUUGCAUCAGAAGGUUGCUAAGACAAUUUACCCUAAGAAGGGAGAGACGGUAGCAUUUGCCGGGGAACAUCUCAUGUCGGAAGUCCCUUUCUACUGUGUAUAUGAUUUUGAAAGUGUUUUGUCACCUUGUUUGGAGGAAACAAACGUGUAUGAGGAUCACUGUCCUUCCUCAUUUUGCCUUUUGGUUAUACGUGCAUCCGACUCACACGUGUUGCAAAAGCAUCUUUUCCGUGGUCCUAAUUGUGUCACAGUAUUUAUGGAGCUGCUGCGGAAAUUGCAUGACGAAAUUUUAGGAUGGAUACAUGCUUUUGCACCUCUAGAAAUGACUGAAGAGAAUGAGCGUCAACAUACAGCAGCCACUCAUUGUAAUAUCUGCAAAGAAUCCUUUGCUAAAAGACAAAAAGUUCGAGACCAUGACCAUGUAAGCGGAGAAUUUCGACAAACACUAUGUCAGACGUGUAACCUGAAACUGAGAGUGCCACCCAAGAUUCCAAUCAUUGCACAUAAUGCUAACUAUGACAUGAGUUUUCUCCUGUCUCAUUUACAUCUGCUUAAGAAGUCAGACAUCAACGUGAUUGCCACCAGCUGUCAAAAAUUUAAAGCAAUUGACAUCGGCUCUUAUCGAUUCUUGGACAGUUUGAGUUUUCUGAACGCAAGCCUUGAAACACUGGUGAAAAAUCUACGUGAUAAAGGUGAAUCCAACUUUCAAUGCCUUCGCCAGUUUUUUCCAAAUGAGGAACACUUUCAGCUGGUUGUUCGUAAGGGGGUCUUCUGUUAUAACUUUGUCACCAGUUUUGAAGCCUAUGAUGAGCCUUCGCUACCACCUCGAGAUAAGUUCUUUAACAUUUUGAAUGGAACCGAAGUAAGUGAACAAGACUACAACCACGCGCAGAAUGUGUAUGAAAAAUUUCGGCUCAAGAGUCUUGGAGAGUAUUCGGACUUAUACCUUCUGACAGACACACUGCUUUUAGCAGAUGUGUUUCAGAACUUUCGAAAGUGGACACUCGAUGUGCACAAGAUUGAACCGUUUCAUUUUGUAUCCCUUCCAGGAUUAAGCAUGUCUUGUGCACUAAAAAUGAGUCAGGUAGAACUAGAACUAAUUAACGACCCCAACGCGUACCUGCUCAUCGAGAAUGGCUUACGAGGAGGUGUCACACAGUGCUCCCUGAGAAAAGCAACUGCGAAUGUGCCAGGAACAGAACAGUUUGAUCCCGAAAAAGAAAAAAAAAUAAUUAACUACAUUGAUGUAAAUGGCCUGUAUGGAGCAGUCAUGAGAGAACCAUUGCCUUACGGAGGAUUUGAGUGGCUCACUGAGGAGGAAAUUGUUAACUUGGAUAUAGCUCAGAUACGAGAUGAUAGCCCUGUGGGUUACUUUCUUGAGGUAGACCUAGUGUAUGACCGAGCAACUCAUGAACGCCACAGAGAUCUUCCCGUUGCCCCUGAAAAAAUGUCCGUUCGUUAUGAGCUAUUGUCAGACUAUCAGAAGGUGCUCAUGAAGAAGUUCAAUCUUCCACAGAAAGCUACCGAAGCAAAACUGUUGCUAACAUUAUUUGAUAAAGAGAGGUACUUUCUCCACUAUCGCAAUUUGCAACUGUAUCUGCAAUUGGGGUUGCGUCUCACUAAAGUUCACAGGGUUCUCAAGUUCAAUCAAAAGCCCUUUCUGCGAUCCUAUGUCGACUUCAAUCACGAACUUCGGAAGCGAGCUACAAACGCAUUUGAGAAACAGCAAUCAAAGCUAAUGAUUAAUAGUGUAUAUGGCAGGACAUGUAUGCAAGUCAGGAAAUUCGUAAAUUGUCGCCUCACAGUAACAGAUGAGCAAGUGUUGAAGCUUCUACGUAAACCAAACUUGAAACAGUUCCGCCCUCUGAGCUCUCACGUCAUCUUGUUCCAAUUUAGUCAGUCUGUUCUUCGCAUGAAGCAACCGCUGUACCUGGGCUUCACAAUAUUGGAAUUGUCUAAGCUGAAGAUGUUUGAUUUUUAUCAUAACCAUCUUCUCCGUGUAGCCCCUGAUACACGACUGCUAUACAUGGACACUGAUUCUUACAUUGUGAUGCUGAGUGACGAUAAAGUACUCCACGAACUAGCUGACGAGCAUCUAGACAACUCUGGAUAUGACCCUGAUCACCCACUCUAUUCGACAAAAAACAGGAUGGUACUAGGAAAGUUUAAAAAUGAGCUUCCUCGUGAUCACAUUCUUGGCUUCUGUUGUCUGAAGCCAAAGCUGUACGCCCUCGAUCUGUGCAGCAAAAAGCAGUACAAUCGCGCUAAGGGUGUUAAACAAUGUGAAGCACAAAAACUCCACUUCUCUAUGUAUACGAAUGCUCUCGAGCAGGGCACAAUGCAUAAAGUUAAACAGAACCUCAUUGUGCACAAGGACAAUGUCAACAAAAGUGUGUCAGUGACAAAAAUAGCCCUCAAUCCACUGGAUACGAAACGCUUCAUUUGUGAUGAUGGAAUUGACACGCUACCUUUUGGCUAUGGUUGAAUUUUUUUAAUGUGUACGGAUUGGUCUCUCUAAUGAAGCGAUGGUGUUGGGGUGUGCACCGUCACGAGGUUUCAUUACAGAGUUGGCAUACGGGAGUAGGAGGGAACUCAUCUGUUAUCACCCCCGCAACAGAUGUUGCCCUUCUAUUCCUGGUCCCACAGAAAAAAAUUGUAAUAAAGAUGUUACAUCCAUAUAGCUAUGGUUUGUCAUAUAUUAGAACAAUGUCAUGUUAGAACCAUGAACUAAAGCUAUUGCAUUAUUCCACAUCUAUGGUUGUCAGUGUGGGAUUACUUACAACUGUGAGUUAGGAGCUAGAGGAUAUUUGUUAGCCACGAGUGAUGACUAAGCUGAGACCUGGUUUGAUGAAUUUCAUGUCUUCCUGAAGUAAUGUGUAGCUCUUGAUGUGAGUGAAAGAGAGACAGUUUGCUUUCCCAUAUUGCUGCAUGCAUUUGAGAUGGAAAUAACAACUGACUUUGUCUGCAAGUCACUGUUUGUAAAUGGACCAUCUCAGACGAAUUUGAUUAUAUGUGCGUGAAAUAACCUGUUUUCUAAGAAUUUGAUUAUAAGAGUAUGUGAUAACCAGUUUCUAAUAGCAUGUAUGUAAUCUAUAACAACGUCUUUGUUUGCAAGUCAGUGUUUGCAAAUAGCCUGUCUCAGAUGAGAGUCACUGUUUGUAAAUGAUCCGUGUCAGAAAAUUUUUGAUUAUACAGUCAAACUUCUUUACAACGAAACUCAGGGGACAGCAAAAAAAAUUCGCAGUAAAGGUAUUUUCGUUAAAAAGGAUGUCCAUUAUUGGACCUAUAGGGCUCCAGCAGGACCGCAAAAAAAUUGCUGUAGUGGUAUUUUCAUUAAAAAGGUGUUCGCUAUAAAGGAGUUUGACUGUAUGUGUAUGAAAUAACCAGUUUCUAAUAGCAUGUAUGUAAUCAUCAACAAUGUCUUUGUUUGCAAGUCACUGUUUGUAAAUAGCCUAUCUCAGAUGAGAUUUUUUUUUAUUACCAAUGAUUCAUUAUAUAGUGUGCAAAUUAAGUUGACAAAUAAAGCUCUUUUCCUGCAAACUGAAAUUUUAUUGAAUGCUCAUAGUACACUACAGCAUGACAUAUCCUCUGUUUUUCUUGGGAAAUUUUUUCGAACAAGUGUUUCUAUCAAUCUGUCAUUGUGUCUGAAGUUGGUUGGUGAAAACUUCUGAGUGCACUCUUGAAGAGAGAAACCACAGGCUAGAAGACUACCUACAUACAAGCAGUACAGUCCACAUGUAGCAGAUCCAUAUCCCUGAAGUCGUUUUGCAUUGUAGUGAAAGGAAGAUGUUGGGUGAAUAAACUGGUAAAUUUCUUUGCAAACUGGUCGUAUGCCGUAGCUGUCGAAAUAAGAAAUGCUGUUGUUCUUAGAGAUGUAACAUAAGGUCCAGUGUUCUCCAGGAGAGGAUCUAGGAGCUGUGUUUACAACAUACAGCCCUGGUUCAGCUUUUUGACUUGCAAUUUCAUUGCAUGCAAAUGUUCCA